AUGAGAAUAUCAGCAAAAGUAUCAAAAAAAUUUUUUGGUAUGGUAAUAAGAAGCCGUAAAAGCAUUCUAAACGACGGUGUCAUGACGACUUCAGGUAUAGGUGAACCGAAUGUGUAUCAUGCUUUGGUUGUUAUUUUUUUGGAAUUCUUUGCCUGGGGUCUUCUUACCAUGCCAAUUAUUGCAGUACUCAAUGAAACUUUUCCAGAUCACACAUUUCUCAUGAAUGGCAUUAUAAUGGGGAUAAAAGGAUUUUUAUCAUUUUUAAGCGCUCCCCUCAUUGGUGCUCUCUCCGAUGUUUGGGGUCGUAAAUUUUUUUUAUUAAUCACAGUAUUUUUUACUUGUGCACCAAUACCAUUAAUGACUGUUAACACUUGGUGGUUUUUUGCUAUGAUUAGCAUCAGCGGAAUAUUUGCUGUCACAUUUUCCGUUGUAUUCGCAUAUGUCGCUGAUGUCACAGAAGAAAGCGAAAGAAGUUUAGCAUAUGGCUUGAAGCUCUAUCGUUUUAUAUUAAAAAUUUCUCUUGUUAUUGGAUUCUCUGUUUUUAACGUGGCCGUGUAUAUAGCGGUGAUUGGUAUUCUUUCGGUGGUGGCACAAACUGUUUUGUGCAUUUUGAUGCGUUCUCUUGGCCCCAAACGCACAAUAAUGGUCGGGCUAUUGUUUGAAAUGCUUCAGCUUAUGUGGUACGGUUUCGGAUCUCAAUAUUGGAUGAUGUGGGCGGCAGGAGUACUUGCAUCAAUUUCUAGUAUAACAUAUCCAGCUAUUAGUGCUUUCGUGUCUUUGCAUUCUGAAGCUGAUAAACAAGGUUUAGUACAAGGAAUGGUUACGGGUAUGCGAGGGUUGUGUAACGGUUUGGGUCCCGCCAUGUUCGGAGUCAUAUUCUAUUUAUUUCACGUCGAUUUAGACGAUAAACCAGUCGAUCACUAUCAGAUGACGAAUAAAACGGUUGGAAUAAUCGAAAAUGCUCCAAAGAUGAUACCCGGGCCUCCAUUUGUUUUUGGCGCCAUGCUGGUCAUGUGUGCUUUGUUAGUCGCAGAAUUUAUACCAUCGGAUUUGAACACGACGAGUUUGAAAGCAGUUUCUCGAAGGCAAUCAGGUUUAUCAGUUGAAGUUCACUACGAAAUUGAAAAACUUAAAAAACAUGAUGGCGGAGUGGUGGGUCCAUUAACUUCAUUGGUUGACCAUAAUUCAGUAGUACUCUAG
Messenger RNA from Pediculus humanus corporis (human body louse), 1200 nucleotides. Its product is annotated as Hippocampus abundant transcript 1 protein, putative. NCBI's taxonomy places the organism in Eukaryota, Metazoa, Arthropoda, Insecta, Psocodea, Pediculidae. Gene Ontology annotation, biological process: transmembrane transport. Bases 1 to 1200 code for a protein of 399 amino acids. The record is from RefSeq and is a predicted model, not a curated record. Gene Ontology annotation, molecular function: transmembrane transporter activity. The transcript has 8 exons.